This is a messenger RNA of Manihot esculenta (cassava), 962 nucleotides long. Its product is annotated as NAC domain-containing protein 90. The record is from RefSeq and is a predicted model, not a curated record. Gene Ontology annotation, biological process: regulation of DNA-templated transcription. The transcript is spliced from 3 exons. Gene Ontology annotation, molecular function: DNA binding. The coding region runs from base 66 to 848 and encodes 260 amino acids. NCBI's taxonomy places the organism in Eukaryota, Viridiplantae, Streptophyta, Magnoliopsida, Malpighiales, Euphorbiaceae.
UUCAGGCUUUAGCUUCUUAUAUAUAGUAAUGAAACUUCAUACCAGAAUCCACCCAACAAGAAGUUAUGGAGGAAUUGGCACCUGGGUUUCGUUUUUAUCCAACGGAAGAAGAGCUCAUUUCCUUCUAUCUGCAUAACAAGCUAGAAGGGAAGAGAGACGACAUCAACACGGCUAUUGCCCGUGUUAUUCCAGCCCUUGAUAUUUAUGACUUCAAUCCAUGGGAUCUCCCACAAUUAUCAGGAGAAUUAUGUCGUAAAGAUCCUGAACAGUGGUUUUUCUUCCUUCCGAGACAGAAAAGGGAAGCCCAAGGAGGCAGGCCGAGUCGACUCACAACCACUGGGUAUUGGAAAUCCACUGGCUCACCUGGUUAUGUUUAUUCUUCGACCAAUAAUCGGUGCAUUGCUGCAAAACGAACCAUGGUCUUCUACAAGGGAAGAAUUCCACAUGGAAGAAAGACAGAUUGGAAAUUGAAUGAGUAUAGAGUCAUACAAGGAGAAGCAUCCUCUUCAACUUGUCCAAAAACAAUGCCAAGGCAAGAUCAAUUUACUUUGUGCCGUGUGUACAAGAACUCAAAAUGUCGUAGAGCAUUCGAUAGAAGGCCAAUUGGAGUGCAAAUAGGCGAACCAAGUGUUCAAGUUAGCAGCGAGCAAGCACAAAGAAAUCAGCAGAUCCCACAACCAACGUUGGACAGAAGCACAUUUGAGGGUUCAUGCACAGAAGAACAUGGAUACGUCCAUGGUGCUUCUUCUGAAUUGGCAAUGGCUAUAGAUAAUGAGCCACUGUGGGAUUGGGAGCACUUAUACAAUUGGGCAGACUAUGAUCAAUGGAGAUCAGAGAAAGGGCUUUAAUAAUGAGAGAGUUGAAUUUGUAGGUUUAAAAAAUCCAAAUUCUUCUUGUCUUCUCUAUAUUCUAAUUAAGCGUGUCUGCAUUUACUUAGCCAUGUUAGAACUUCCUUGCGUAGA